Paramuricea clavata is the source of this 306-nucleotide messenger RNA. Lineage: Eukaryota; Metazoa; Cnidaria; Anthozoa; Malacalcyonacea; Plexauridae. The record is from the annotation of a GenBank genome assembly.
AUGAUGAUGAUGAUGAUGGUGGUGGUGGUGGUGAUGAUGAUGAUGGUGAUGAUGAUGAUGAUGGUGGUGGUGCUGGAUGAUGGUGGUGAUGAUGAUGAUGGUGAUGAUGAUGGUGGUGAUGAUGGUGAUGAUGAUGGUGGUGAUGAUGGUGAUGAUGAUGAUGAUGAUGGUGAUGAUGAUGAUGAUGAUGAUGAUGGUGAUGAUGAUGGUGAUGGUGAUGAUGUGGUGGUGGUGGUGAUGAUGAUGAUGGUGAUGAUGAUGAUGAUGGUGGUGGUGCUGAUGAUGAUGGUGGUGAUGAUGAUGAUG